UCCACAUGACCAGGAUUUGCAUACUUGGAUCAGGGCUGGCCAUGAUUGUUGUAUCUUCAGGGUUAGUGGUGUUCUUUUGCCCAGCAGGUGCACUGUAUGGGCUUCCAGAAGUCAUUGGGUUUCUGAAUGGUGCUUCUAUUCAACACAUUUUUAAUAUCAAGACUUUUUUGGGGACGUUUGUUUCUUGUGUGCUGGCUGUGGCUUCUGGGCUCUUCUGUGGACUGGAAGGCCAUAUGAUUCACUUGGGGGCAAUAAUAGGAUGUGGCCUGACCCAGUUCAAGUCAGACACCCUUGGAAUUCAGCUGCCCUUCUUCACCAGGUUUUGGAAUUCAGCUGAUAAGCAAGGGCAAAGCAGGGAAAACCCCUCAUUUGCCAAAAGAAAAGGCCAUUGUGAACUAUCUGUGGCUCAAAGGAUAAUCAUACAGUACAGCUCAUACGAUAUGUGA
Molecule: messenger RNA, 446 nt
Organism: Dermochelys coriacea (leatherback sea turtle)
Lineage: Eukaryota; Metazoa; Chordata; Testudines; Dermochelyidae
Product: chloride channel protein B-like
Exons: 4
Coding region: 6-446 (146 amino acids)
Biological process (GO): chloride transport; transmembrane transport
Cellular component (GO): membrane; intracellular membrane-bounded organelle
Molecular function (GO): voltage-gated chloride channel activity
Source: RefSeq, a predicted model, not a curated record